AUGUUCUUCCAGCUAAAGUCCUUUGACGAAUCACUGACCGAUUCUGAAAUAUCAACACAAGCCGGAAUAUUACAAGGUGCGUUCACCGCGGCCCAAUUUGCUACCGCUGUCGCUUGGGGCCAAGUCGCAGAUGCGCAAUGGGGUGGCCGAAAGUUUGUGCUUCUGGUGGGAUUGUUAGGGACGGCGGUUUCGUGCUUGGGUGUCGCUUUCUCGACUUCAUUCGGUCAAGCCGUGUUCUGGCGAUUCUUUGGAGGAGCGAUCAAUGGGACAGUGGGCAUUAUUCGAACCAUGAUCUCGGAGAACGUCAAGGAGAAAAAGUAUCAUUCGCGAGCAUUUUUGAUAUUGCCCAUUGGCUUCAAUAUUGCAGCUCUGUUCGGACCAGUCAUGGGAGGUUGGCUGUCAAACCCCGUUGAGACAUAUCCGAAUAUCUUCGGAGGCCCUUCAGCAGUGAGAUGGCUCGUAAAAUAUCCAUAUGCGUUGCCCAUGGUGGCAAAUUUCUUUUUCAUGGUAUUUUGCGCCACGCUGGUAGCAAUUGGACUAGAAGAGACCCUAGAAUCUUGCAAGAAUAGACCCGGAUUGAGACUGUACAUGCUCAAACUUUUACAGCGUGCUCUUGGAUCUACAAACACACCUUCGCCUCAGCAGUAUACUAGCAUACCUAUACACAACCCCGAUGACGAGGAAGGACCUCUAUUGAACCAACAGGGAGAAGAAGGAGGUGUGGAUUUGGAAGACUCCCCGGUACCGGAAAAGUCUCGCCGAAUCCUACCAUUUAGGAGAAUUUGGACUAAGAAUGUCUUGUGUACCUUGUGUGCGCAAGCUUUCUUUGAUUUUCAAAUGGGCGCAUUUAACAACUUAUGGCUUCUCUUUCUCUCAACUCCUCGUUACGACUCAAACAACCCGAAUAGUCCUGCACGGCAUCUGCCAUUCAUCUUCACUGGGGGCUUAGGAAUGUCUCCACAAACAGUCGGACUCGCGACGUCUAUUCUAGGCGUCAUAGGCAUGAUCCUUCAGUUCACCAUCUAUCCCCGAAUCCAGAGUCGACUAGGCACGGCGAAAAGCUACCAAUACUUUCUUAUCAUGUUCCCUGCUGCUUAUGCCCUGGCGCCUUACAUUUCACUCAUCUCCUCAUCAUACGCAAGCCAAGCUCAAUCGAACGGAUUAUGGGUCUGGGUAUUCAUUAUCAUUACCCUCUUCUUCCAGGUUACCGCCCGUACAUUUACGCUACCUGCUUCGAUUAUUUUGCUGAACAACUGCUGUCCGCAUCCGUCGGUCUUGGGAACUGUUCACGGUAUUGGGCAAGCGACAUCAUCUGCUUUCCGAACAGUCGGACCCAUCGUUUCGGGCUGGUGGUAUGGACAUGGUCUUGAUAUUGGCGUCAUCGGAUUUUCUUGGUGGCUUGUUGCGCUUGUGUCCGUGCUGGGUGCUGUGGCAGCUAUAUUCGUUUACGAGGGUUCUGGGCAUGAGAUUUUUCUUCCGGGUGAAGAAGAUGUCGAGCUAAAGCAACACUAG
Molecule: messenger RNA, 1512 nt
Organism: Talaromyces amestolkiae
Lineage: Eukaryota; Fungi; Ascomycota; Eurotiomycetes; Eurotiales; Trichocomaceae
Exons: 4
Coding region: 1-1512 (503 amino acids)
Biological process (GO): transmembrane transport
Molecular function (GO): transmembrane transporter activity
Source: RefSeq, a predicted model, not a curated record